AUGGACAUACCAAGCAGCAUUAAGCCGUUCGCUGCUAAAAAGUUCUUCCAUAAGACAUGGGCAGGCACAUUUUAUUGCAUGCCGCAGGCAAUUUUCCAGCCUUCCAACGUUGAGGAAAUAAGGGAGCUAGUAAACCAAGCAAGGAUAAAUAGGAAGACGAUAAUGACAGUCGGCUCUGGUCAUUCACCAAGCGAUUUGACGAUGACAAAUGAGUGGCUCUGUAAUUUAGACAAUUUCGAUAGAGUGUUAGAGGAAAAAGAGGUAUAUGGACCAAGUCUCGAUGGUGAGAAGAAAAACGAAGUAAAGUUUGUUGAUUUAACUGUAGAAGCAGGCUGUAGGAUAUUUCAGCUAAACGAAUACUUGAAGGAGAAUCAAUUGGCAAUCCAAAACCUUGGUUCAAUAUCAGAUCAAUCCAUCGCAGGCUUAAUUUCAACUGGCACUCAUGGGUCUUCACAAUAUCAUGGUUUAGUAUCUCAGCAAGUUGUGUCAAUCAAAAUAAUGAAUUCCCUGGGUGAAAUCAUAGAUUGUUCUUCUAUUGAAAAGCCAGAUUUGUUUAGAGCUGCUCUAUUAUCAUUAGGGAAGGUAGGUAUAAUCACUCAAGUUACUAUCAGAACUUGUCCUAGGUAUACUAUAAAAUCGAAGCAGGAAAUUAUCAGGUUUGACACGCUUUUAGCUCAGUGGGAUAGCAUCUGGUUAGAUUCAGAGUUUAUAAGGAUCUGGUGGUUUCCUUAUUCACAAAAUUGCGUCUGUUGGAGGGCAGCUAAAUCUGAUGAGCCUUUAUCAGACCCACCACCAUCUUGGUAUGGUACCACCCUAGGAAGAUUCUUUUAUCAAAGCUUGCUAUGGAUUUCGGUCCAUAUAAUUCCAAGACUAACUCCUUUUGUUGAGAAAUUUGUGUUUAAACAGCAAUAUGGAAUUGUGGAAACUUUAGGAAAGGGUAAUAUCGCGGUACAGAAUUCAGUAGAGGCUUUAAAUAUGGACUGCUUGUUUAGUCAAUUUGUGGAUGAAUGGGCUUGCCCGUUGAACAAGGGUACUUCUGUCUUGCGCCAAUUGAAUGAAUGUAUUCAAAACGCUGCCAAGUCGGGCGAAUUCUUUGUUCAUGCUCCAAUUGAAGUCAGGUGUUCUAACGUAACUUAUUCAGAUGUUGCUUUCAAGUCCGAUGAGACUGGUGAAGAAAGUAUAUUUCCUCCCGAAUCAUGGUUGGCAACCAGGACUAGAUUGAGCCCUGGACCUAUUCCUGGGAAUAAUCUUCGUCCUUAUUUGGACAACUCACCUCAAGGUUUAAAAUAUCCUGGACUAGAUAUGACCAAUGUGACAACGGAUAAUUUAACCUUAUUCAUAAAUGCGACGAUGUAUCGUCCUUUUGGAACACAUGUUGAUACUUCGAAAUGGUUCCAUUCAUUUGAACAUAUCUUACUUCAAGCAGAAGGAAAGCCUCAUUGGGCAAAGAAUUUCAUAGGACUAGAUGGGUCUCAAGAUUCAGAAGAUGAUUUAAAAUCACAAUUGCGGUUCGGCGGCAAGAAGUCGUACGCUAUGCUUGGUUUUGAUCCUGUUAUGAAGAAAUGGUUUGGAAGUAAUUUGAAUAAAUUUAAUAGAAUUAGAAAAGAGAUGGAUCCUGAUGGAGUCUUCUUGAGUGGAAAAAAUUGGUUGAUAAGAAACGGGCUCUUACUUGACUAA
Molecule: messenger RNA, 1677 nt
Organism: Priceomyces carsonii
Lineage: Eukaryota; Fungi; Ascomycota; Pichiomycetes; Serinales; Debaryomycetaceae
Gene: ALO1
Product: D-arabinono-1,4-lactone oxidase
Exons: 1
Coding region: 1-1677 (558 amino acids)
Cellular component (GO): membrane; mitochondrion
Molecular function (GO): D-arabinono-1,4-lactone oxidase activity; FAD binding
Source: RefSeq, a predicted model, not a curated record